Molecule: messenger RNA, 573 nt
Organism: Trichomonas vaginalis G3
Lineage: Eukaryota; Parabasalia; Trichomonadida; Trichomonadidae
Product: AUTOPHAGY-related protein 101 family
Exons: 1
Coding region: 1-573 (190 amino acids)
Biological process (GO): autophagosome assembly; autophagy
Cellular component (GO): phagophore assembly site
Source: RefSeq, a predicted model, not a curated record
AUGACUACAAAACCUACAGAACACCAACUUGAUCCAAUAAACAUUAGCCCAGAUCAAUUUUUAGACUGUGCCAAAGCAAUUAUUCAUACUAUAUUAUUCCAUCGAGCAAUUGAUACACAAGUAAUUCCAAAAUCAAUUAUUAUGUCUGGUGUUGAUAUUGCUUAUGCGAGUGCUGAAACGCCAGAAAGCUCAGAAAAUAUUCAUAAAAGAUUAUUACCAAUGCAAGAUGCGAUUUUUGGCGGAGCGCAAAAUACUUGGAUAAUUUUAUCACUCUCUUAUAAUACCCCUGUUAAGGGAUGGUUUAAAGAUGUACAGUCUUCUCAAGUCUGGGAACGCUGGUCCAUUCCUUUCCAAUUUCAAACAUUAUCUGCAAAAGAUGUUAGAUUUGCGAUGCUUCAUACCAUCACACAAAUUACCCAGAAAGCAAAUAGCUGUAAUGUUGCAAUGCGCCCUUCAGAAGGUUCAACAUUCCAAUAUUCAUUAAAUUUGCCGACAGACAAAGGCCCAGAAACAGCCGAAUUAGUGAAUUUGAUGAAGAAAAUUGUUAAAACCCCAGCAUUUUUGUUCCAAUGA